AUGGAUAGUGCGCGCUCUCGAACCCGUCGGCGAGAGUCUCGCGACCGGACUCCCGUGGAGUCGUCAUCGAACGAAUUGGCUGCGGGGCCCGAAGUUGACGAGUCCAAGCUCCGGCGAGGGAGCUGGUCGAACCAGAAGACUUUCACACCAAAACGACAGAAACAUGAGGCAAGGGAAUACAGAGAGUCGGAGAGCUCGGAUGAGCUGGUUGCCGAUGCAGACGAUUACUGGCGAGGCUCGCGAAACCGCCGAAGCCGUUCGCCUAUCGACCGUCAUGCCGAUUCGAGCAGCAAUGACCGAUCUCAUGGCGGGUCUGAUGAGGACAGGAUGAGCAACGGCGACGAGACGCUCGCUCCAGGACGCGAUGAUAUGUCUGACCGAUCUUCCACACCUGCGCCUUCAGUGGAGGCACCUGUCAAGCCCGAGCGACUCAAUUACAAGGAAAAGUUCGUUCUUCGGGGUCACCUGCGCGGCGUGUCUGCUGUGCAGUUCUCGCCAGAUUGCUCGAUGAUUGCAAGUGGAAGUGCCGAUGCUACCAUCAAGGUCUGGGAUACGUUGACUGGCCGGUUGAUCUAUACAUUCGAGGGACACCUUGCUGGUAUUUCUUCACUAGCUUGGAGUCCUGAUGGGCAGUGGAUUGCGUCUGGCUCUGAUGACAAGACAAUUAGGUUCUGGAACGUUAAUACGGGUCGAGCGCACACGAAAACCUUCGAAGGGCACCACAACUACGUCUACCAGAUUGCAUUCGCACCCAAGGGUAAUAUUCUCGUCAGUGGAUCUUAUGACGAAGCUGUCUUCAUAUGGGAUGUUCGACGAGCACGAGUCAUGCGCUCCCUUCCUGCACACUCCGACCCUGUCGCGGGCAUCGACGUCGUGCAUGACGGCACUCUUAUUGUGUCCUGUGCUCUUGAUGGACUCGUCCGAGUCUGGGAUACCCAUAGUGGGCAGUGCUUGAGGACUCUUGUUCAUGAAGAUAAUCCGCCUGCUACUUGCGUCAAGUUCUCUCCAAAUGGGAAAUACAUUCUGGCGUGGACUUUGGACGGUUGUGUGCGCAUGUGGAACUACGUCGAGAGUCGCGUUAUCAAAACAUUCCAGGGCCAUGUGAACAAAAAGUACAGUUUGAGCGGCAGCUUUGGCUAUUAUGGCUCACCAGAUGUCAAGCACAAUCCACCCUUAGCUUUUGCCGUGAGCGGCAGCGAGGACGGCGCGAUUCUUUGCUGGGAUAUUGUCAGCAAGAAUAUUCUUCAGCGGAUUGAGGGCCACACCGACGUCGUUAUAAGCGUUCACACAGGAAAGCUGAACGGGAAGCGUAUGCUCGUGAGCUGUGGCCUCGACAAGACCAUCCGCGUGUGGGAGGAAGCUCCUGAGGAUCAAGAGCAAAAUGGCGCUGGGGCAUCUCCGGUCGAAGUUGUCACCGAAACUAUUGUUCAAAAUGAUAUCGCUAGCAACAACGAUGAAGACGGUGACAACGAGAUGGUUGACGCUCCUCUCGAUCCCUCUACUACUGAGACGACUCCUGCGCUGACGGAGGACGUGACGAUGACAUGA
Molecule: messenger RNA, 1548 nt
Organism: Penicillium cataractarum
Lineage: Eukaryota; Fungi; Ascomycota; Eurotiomycetes; Eurotiales; Aspergillaceae
Product: WD40 repeat domain-containing protein
Exons: 3
Coding region: 1-1548 (515 amino acids)
Molecular function (GO): protein binding
Source: RefSeq, a predicted model, not a curated record